Molecule: messenger RNA, 2105 nt
Organism: Gloeophyllum trabeum ATCC 11539
Lineage: Eukaryota; Fungi; Basidiomycota; Agaricomycetes; Gloeophyllales; Gloeophyllaceae
Product: MFS amino acid permease
Exons: 18
Coding region: 8-1885 (625 amino acids)
Biological process (GO): transmembrane transport
Cellular component (GO): membrane
Molecular function (GO): transmembrane transporter activity
Source: RefSeq, a predicted model, not a curated record
GAGCGUUAUGUCGGAAGGCUCGUCGACUACUCCUACUCGGCCUACGGACCAGCCACAGUCGGUGCAGGUCAAGGCAAAACCAGGCGAGAGCUGGAAGGCACAGGAAGAACAUGUCCUCCCAAAGAACAGGCUAGGCAUUGUGUUCUUUGGUUUGAUGGCGUGCACGUUCUUGGCCGCCUUAGAUCAGACCAUCGUAGCGACAGCAUUACCUACCAUUGUGCAGGACUUGGGCGGAGGGUCUGAGUAUAGUUGGGUUGGAACCUCCUAUCUUCUGGCUUCUGCCUGUCUGGGCCCCAUCUAUGGCAAAAUGUCAGACAUCGUCGGUCGGAAACCGAUACUGUACGGGUCUAUCGUCAUCUUCCUGAUUAUGUCCGCUCUGUGCGGGGCAUCUCAGAGCAUGACAUGGCUCGUUGUAUGCCGUGCCUUCCAGGGUAUUGGAGGUGGCGGCAUUAUACAGAUGGUUCAGAUUACUAUAUCUGACAUCGUCUCAUUACAAGACCGGGGUAAAUACGGAGGUUUCAUCGGAGCAACUUGGGGCAUCGCCAGUGUGAUCGGACCGCUUCUCGGCGGCGUGUUUGCAGAUCAUGUAUCGUGGAGAUGGUGUUUCUUCAUUAAUCUGCCUACUGGUGGUGUUGCCGGAGGAAUAUUAUUUUUCUUCCUGCACCUUAACCCUCAUCACGGGAAAACACUGAGGCAGCACGUCCGGGAGUUCGACUUCCUGGGGUUGAUUUUGAUCGUCGCUGGCGUUAUCUGUCUUCUGAUUGGCUUCAAUCAGGGCGAAACAAACUGCAAGUUUGAGUUGCAAUUGUUUGGUCAGAAUCAUCUCACACGUUCUACAGGGCAAGCAGCAUCAACAAUAGCUUUGCUCGUCGUAGGAGGCGUCCUCCUCCUUGCUGCGGCAAUAAAUGAAGGUUUCACGAAGCGUUCGCCAAUUAUUCCACCGCGUCUCUUUAGGACGCGCACAACCGCUGUCAUCCUUAUCAGCUCUUUCAUACAUGCUCUCGCGUUCUUCGCCGGCGCCUAUUAUCUUCCUCUCUACUAUCAGGUCCUCGGAUCCUCCGCUACGAUGGCUGGAGUAAGGAUGCUGCCAUAUUCACUAGGCAGCUCAUUAGUAUCGGCCAUGGGAGGUGUCAUUGUAACCCGUUGGGGGAGGUAUCGCCCGAUCAUAUGGGGCUCCUGGGUCAUAAUCACCCUUGGCUUUGGUCUUAUGAUUAUGUUGGAUAACAAUUCCACGACGGCUGAGCAAGAAGUGUAUCCGUUGGUUGCGGCUAUCGGUGUAGGCUGUCUGUUCCAGCCUCCGCUUAUAGCUCUGCAAGCGGCGAUGCCUCUCAAAGAUAUGGCGACUAGCACCUCGACCUUCAUGUUCAUCAGGACUCUCGGCGGUACUAUUGGUAUCUCCAUUGGUGAAGCUAUAGUAUCGAGCGUUUUGCAACGACGAAUCAGUAAAAUACCCGGCAUUAAUCUUGACACUUCUCCAUCUGCACUUAACCAAGAAGUCCGCCGACUAGGCGGCAUAUCUGACCCAGCCACCCGGAACGCGGUCAUCCAUGCAUAUUCACGUGCUAUAAGUACCGUCUGGCUGGUCAACACUCCCAUUCUCGGCGUCGGCCUUAUCAUGAUUUUAUUCAUGAGACAUUACUCGUUGAAACGAACGACAGUCAAAGGCGGACCCCCGGCAAGAACGGAUCUUGAGGCCGGGCAAGAGAAAACCUUGGAGCAGGGGCAGACACAGGUGCCCGUAGGCCCAACAGGGUUCGAAACGGAAGACGAAAAGCAGAGGCCCGACGUCCGUGAGGAGGACAGUGCCCCGGCAGAUAACACCGACUCCGCCACGGAGCGAACGCGGACAAGCACGAUUCAAGAGCGGGAUUCCGAAAAGCAAUAGACAAGACUGCUGCACUUCGCCAGGGGGAUAUUGGCACAGGGAUAACGGAUGUUAAUGAUAUAAAGUUACCAUGAGUAUAAUGCUAACGCUUAGUAUAUGCUUCCUGUAUGACGCGCGGCUUGCCAGACAUUCAACCUUGCUUGAAGCAGAAAGAACUGUGCUGGACGCGCACGCGGAUAAACACUAUUUCGACAUAAGCCAAGUACGACGCAGGCCUUGG